GAGAAAUUCAAAGAUAAAAUAAAAUAAUAUGGCACACAUAGCAUUCCCCCAAUGGGCUAAAACAAUUACCACUGUCUCUACGAAUACCUACAGCUAUGUCUACAUCGCACCAAAAACAACCACCUACUCAACCCUCCUUUUUCUGCAUGGCUUCCCGUCUUCCUGUUACGAUUGGCGCCAUCAGAUAAAGUAUUACUCUAUUCACGGCUAUGGAAUUCUUGCUCCAGAUCUGCUCGGGUACGGAGGCACCGACAAACCAGACUCCCUACACCACUACCGCGCAAAGACAAUGUGCGACAGCCUGAUUGAGAUAAUGGAUCAUGAGCAUAUAGACCGGGUGCAUGCCGUGGGGCAUGACAUGGGAUGCGGUCUCUUAUCCCGUCUGGCGAAUUAUUUCCCGCAUAGGCUGUUGAGUUGCACGUUUCUGACGGUGCCCUAUGCAAAGCCAGGAGAAAAGUUCGAUUUACAAGCUGUGAAUGCAAUGACAUCGCAGUUUUUCGGGUUUGAGAGGUUUGGGUAUAUAGAAUUCUUUGUCAGAGAAGGGUCAGGAAAGAUUAUUGAUGAGCAUAUUGACUCCUUCUUCUCAUUAUUCUACCCUCACGAUGCAGAGGUUUGGAGCAGAAAUCUUGCCCCGAUCGGCGCAAUUGAAAGCUGGUUGAGAGCAGACACCAAAGCGCCUCUUCCAUCAUUCAUUACGACAGAAGAAAAAGAAACGCAUUGUCAGAUUCUGCACGGAUACUACGACAAAGCAGUCAACUGGUAUCGCGCAUUGGCAAACAAUAUAAACAUCGAGGAUGAGCUCAACGAAAAUCUGGACCCCAUGCUGCAUAUGCCCGUCUUGGUCAUCACGGAACAGCCGAGUGCAAUCAGUAUCCCUGGUUUUGCAGAGCAGAUGAAGCAGUUUGCGGAUGAUGUCCGGUUUAAACAAGUUAAGACAAAUGGUCAUUGGGUGCAGUUGGAAGCAAGAGAUGAGGUGAAUUCCAUGAUUCAGGAGUUUAUCCAUGAAGUGUGUUGAUAUGUAAACAUUGAAGCAAAUUUUCUGUUAUACAUGUUGAUAUCUCCUCUCAGUCAAGGAAAUGAUACGCCACCCGUGCAUAAUAUAACAAUUAUAGCAUCUGGUGAACCAACUAUACUACAAUAGUAUAAUGGUCAAUGUUGAAAAGACUUAACAGCUCGGGAAUACACGCAUGCAGCAGAACCAAUUCUGUCAAUCAUUGGUUAUGGAAUCAUUUCCGGCCUUCGCUUGAAUUACUCAAAGGCUAAAAGGAGUGAAAAUAAAUGGCGUACUAGGCCAUCAGAAAUUUAAAAUUCCC
This is a messenger RNA of Talaromyces proteolyticus, 1313 nucleotides long. Its product is annotated as putative epoxide hydrolase. Gene Ontology annotation, molecular function: catalytic activity. NCBI's taxonomy places the organism in Eukaryota, Fungi, Ascomycota, Eurotiomycetes, Eurotiales, Trichocomaceae. The transcript has 3 exons. The record is from RefSeq and is a predicted model, not a curated record. The coding region runs from base 29 to 1015 and encodes 328 amino acids.